AUGAUGAACAGCAGCAGCAGGAGCAGGAGAAGUGGGACUGAGGCCUCCCAUGCAGAUGCUGGGCCCGGCAGCCCGGCCCCACUCAACAUGAACCACUACGCUAAUAAGAAGAGUGCGGCUGAGAGCAUGCUGGAUGUGGCUCUGCUGAUGGCAAACGCCUCCCAGCUGAAGGCCGUGCUGGAGCAGGGGCCGCGUCUUUCCUUCUUCACCCCCAUCGUCACCCUAAUCAGCAUCUCCCUCUGCCUGCAGGUCACAGUCGGGGUCCUGCUUAUCUUCAUAGUUCGAUGGAAUCUGAAUGAUGAAGGAAAGCAUUGGAGGCUGGACACGAUGGAAAACGUGGCCACGAGCCUGGUUUUUAUCAUCGUGGUGGUCAACAUCUUCAUCGCCGCCUUUGGAGUCAACCGGCCGAACAGCAAAGACUGACCCAAGGACUCGCACGCAGGUGCUUCAGCAGGUCUGCUAACCGAACCUUGGUGGGUACGCUCAGGUUCCUGAACUGCAGAGAAACACAUGCUGAAUCAAGUCACUGCUCAUGUUUCUGUUCCAAGUCAAAACUAUAUGUAGAUACCUCCACCAAGGCCCUGAAAUCAGCACCAAUUAAAUCAACGAUAUCAGUCACCUUAAAUACCUGAUUUAUUAGUUUUUCAUCAAGAUCCAUGAGUGAAUCUCUGGGGAAAUGGUGAAAAUGUGAGUAACUGCUAAGAGAUACAAAUUCCUGGAUUCUCCCCAACCAAUUCCAGUGUAAGGACAUGCUGACUUUGAAAACAUUGAAUAUGUGUACCGACCCUGCGGGCUUCUUUGUCACUGAGUAUCUGGGGGUAGAUUCUGUUCAGCUGCAGCACGAGUGUGUCAACAAGUUCAGUGUCCAUCCUCAGAUCUGAGCACAGGAACUGGGCAUCUCUCUGAAGCUGCUCAAGGUAGAAGUCCCUGUCUGGUCAAGGAAGAUUUAAAUGACAACGUUUAAUAAAGAGAGACAAGCAG
Pleuronectes platessa (European plaice) is the source of this 981-nucleotide messenger RNA. Its product is annotated as ninjurin-1. Lineage: Eukaryota; Metazoa; Chordata; Actinopteri; Pleuronectiformes; Pleuronectidae. The transcript has 4 exons. Gene Ontology annotation, biological process: tissue regeneration; cell adhesion. The record is from RefSeq and is a predicted model, not a curated record. Bases 1 to 423 code for a protein of 140 amino acids. Gene Ontology annotation, cellular component: membrane.